CUGCUCGAGGAGCUCGGCGUGGAGAGGGUCGACUUGCUCAAGGUGGACUGCGAGGGCGAUGAGCUCGCCGUGCUGCGCGGCAUUAGUGCGCGCCACUGGGCUGCCAUCAGGCAGGUCGUCGCAGAGGUGCACGACAUCAACGGCCGCCUCGACCGCGUCGUUGCGCUGCUGCGCCGCCACGGCUUUGGAGGCGUC
This is a messenger RNA of Emiliania huxleyi CCMP1516, 195 nucleotides long. RefSeq lists its product as hypothetical. NCBI's taxonomy places the organism in Eukaryota, Haptophyta, Isochrysidales, Noelaerhabdaceae. The transcript has a single exon. The annotation marks the transcript as partial. The record is from RefSeq and is a predicted model, not a curated record.